AUGUCGGGAAAGCCGGUUACAGACAACAGGGUGCAUGUCGACGAGUCGAAGUUCGCAGAGUUGAAGGAUAAGGUCGUUGUGUUGACUGUCGGCGCAUCAACAGUCCACUCCCUCCACGCCGCCGGCGCCCUCCUUGUAAUCGGCGACUACGACUCUUCCGCCGGCGAGGAAACCAUCGCCUCUCUCCACCCCAGCGCCAACCAACCCAUCUUCGUCCAGAUCGACGUAAGCAAGUACGCGGACAAUAUCCGUCUCUUCCGCACGGCGCUGGACAAGUAUGGACGAGUGGACCAUGCGUUUGCGAUUGCGGGGGUGAUUGAGAAGGGAAAGUGGUUUGAUCCGGGACUGACGGUUGAGACGGUGGAGAAGGAGGAGACGAUGGGGACUAUGGAUGUUAAUUUUAAGGGUGUAGCGUUCUUCACGCGCAUCGCGGUGCCGUAUCUCAAGCACGACAGGAAGGAGGGCGAGGACAGGAGCAUCGUGCUCAUUUCGUCAGCGGCCGGGGUGAGGGAUAGCCCGGGCUUGUUCAUGUAUCAGUGUAGUAAGCAUGCUGUUAUGGGGCUGUUGAGGACGACGAGGAAGAUUCUUUGGGAGAGGGAUGGAAUCAGAGUAAACGCCAUUUGUCCCGCCCUCUCAGAGACCCAGAUGACUGUCACGAUUAUCGACGAGUUCAAGAAGACGAACCAGGCGAUUAAUUCUGCUGACGAUGUGGCGAAGUAUAUUAUUGGGCUGGGUGUGGCCAAGGAGAUGCAUGGGAAAGCGGUCUAUGUCGAGGGCGGCAGAGGAUGGGAAAUCAUGGAUGGCCUUGAUAGGACCAUGCCGGCAUGGUUGGGAGAGGAGCCCACGAAGCGGUUGAGGCAGCAUCUGGAGACUGUGGCUCAGGGCGAUGGAUGGAAGAUCCAGUAG
This is a messenger RNA of Saxophila tyrrhenica, 906 nucleotides long. RefSeq lists its product as uncharacterized. Bases 1 to 906 code for a protein of 301 amino acids. The record is from RefSeq and is a predicted model, not a curated record. Lineage: Eukaryota; Fungi; Ascomycota; Dothideomycetes; Mycosphaerellales; Extremaceae. The transcript is spliced from 6 exons.